CGUACGGUCCUCAAGUCGCAACUCGCAACUGCCAGCGGCCAGCGCCAUAGCACCCCCACCUUCUCUCCCGGCAUGGCCAGGCCAGCGCGCCAAAGCCUGAUGAGCGCGCCCUCCACCAAGCGCCCGCGCGGCCACCCGAGGCACGCGCUCGGCCGAGCCGCUGCCGCGCUCUUCCUCGCCACCCUCGUCGCGCUGCCCUUCGCGGUUCUGUACCGCGCCGCCGUCGGGCGGUCGCUGCAGGACUCCUGGGGAUGGGACUCGCUGCCCUCGGUCGAGGCAUCCGAGGAGGAGGGCUCCGAAGGCGACGAUCUGGACAGUGAAGAUCUCAAACUUGAGCGAGUCCUAAACAAGGCUUCAAUGGAAGAUAAUACAGUUAUUUUGACUACACUUAAUGCUGCAUGGGCUUCUCCUGGCUCUGUGAUAGACCUUUUCAUUGAUAGUUUUCAUUCUGGUGUUAGAACAAGUUCUCUGUUGAAACACCUUGUUAUUGUAACAUUUGAUUGGAAAGCAUACGAGCAAUGUGCCAAAAUCCAUCCCUAUUGCUUUGCUCUUGGAACUGAGGGUGUGGAUUUCUCUGACGAGAAGAGGUUCUUGACUUCUGGGUACCUGGAUAUGAUGUGGAAAAGGCUAGAUUUUUUGCGGUCAGUUCUUGAAAAAGGAUACAACUUCAUAUUCUCGGAUGCAGACAUAAUGUGGUUUCGCAAUCCGUUUCCUCAUUUCUAUCCUGAAGCUGACUUUCAGAUUGCAUGUGACCACUAUGUCGGGAAUGCAACUGACUUGAGAAACAUUGGUAAUGGAGGUUUCAACUAUGUGAAAUCAAAUGAGCGAAGCAUAGAGUUUUACAGUUUCUGGUAUUUGUCUCGAUUGAGGUAUCCUGGUUAUCAUGAUCAGGAUGUAUUCAAUGUUAUUAAGCAUGAUCCUUACGUUGCAGACAUUGGACUGAAAAUUAAGUUCUUAAGUACUACAUACUUUGGUGGAUUUUGUGAGCCGAGUAGAGAUAUAAACAAAGUUUGCACUAUGCAUGCUAACUGCUGCAUCGGGUUGCGGAGCAAGAUUCAUGAUCUAAGGAUUAUGAUGGAUGAUUGGAGGAGCUAUUUGUCCUUGCCUCCAAACUUAAAAAGAUUGCAGACAUUGGCAUGGAGGGUGCCACAAAAUUGCAGUCUUUCUGCAUCAGACCGAUAAAGCAUGCUUAGGGACAACAAAAGGAAGCAAGAACAGUGAGGCAUGACAAAACUUUUCUAUGCAUAUCGCCUUAGCAAGGCAGACUAGUGUCGAAAUAGAGUGUGCAUGCCUUCUGUCGCACCAGUGUUACAUACGAGUAUGAGACUUUUACUUAUCCCCUUUGCUUGGAAGUACAGGUUUAGCAUGGUAAGCAGAAUUACCCAUCGAAUCAAUUUGGAUAGAUGUCUCGUUUCUAUAGAUGCAAAUGCAAUUGCUCUUACCUGAACUGAACGAGCAAGGCUGCUACAAUGCAUCUGGACCAAUCUGGGUGAUUCAAGACAUCGACAGGAGGCGCGGGUUCCUAUGGGCAGGGAAGGUGGCUGCGUCUGGGGGCCAAUGUACCGUCGCCUGGACCAAGGUAUGCCGGCCGUUUGAGUACGGUGGCCGGACUCGGCCCCUGCUGGAUUUGAGGAUGGCGGGCUAUGCCUUGCGCCUACGUUGGAUGUGGCUACAGCGCACAGACAGCCCGCGGCCAUGGCGGAACCUUGAUUUGGGAGGCGACCCCCGGGCGCUAUUCGCAGCUUCAAUUCAAGUGAACACGGGUGAUGGCAACCAGACGUCGUUUCUCUUGCACACGUGACGUACUGACAUGUCACUACAUAUAGGUCAACUCUCAUGUUCUGUGUGUCAGCAACGACAUCAUUCCGUGUAAUUACGUUAGGAUCCCUCUCGGGUGGCAGCCUUGCUUUUUUCUGAA
Phragmites australis (common reed) is the source of this 1918-nucleotide messenger RNA. RefSeq lists its product as uncharacterized. The record is from RefSeq and is a predicted model, not a curated record. NCBI's taxonomy places the organism in Eukaryota, Viridiplantae, Streptophyta, Magnoliopsida, Poales, Poaceae. The transcript has 4 exons. Bases 73 to 1182 code for a protein of 369 amino acids.